Cavia porcellus (domestic guinea pig) is the source of this 1358-nucleotide messenger RNA. RefSeq names its product KLF transcription factor 2 (gene Klf2). The transcript is spliced from 3 exons. Lineage: Eukaryota; Metazoa; Chordata; Mammalia; Rodentia; Caviidae. Gene Ontology annotation, biological process: regulation of transcription by RNA polymerase II. The coding region runs from base 79 to 906 and encodes 275 amino acids. The record is from RefSeq and is a predicted model, not a curated record. Gene Ontology annotation, molecular function: RNA polymerase II cis-regulatory region sequence-specific DNA binding; DNA-binding transcription factor activity, RNA polymerase II-specific.
GACGCGCUUCCGCCCGCCGCGGGCCUAUAAGCGGGGACCCGCCCGCCUCGGCCUCCCGCCCGCCGCCCGCCGCCCGCCAUGGCGCUCGGCGAACCCGUGCUGCCGGCCUUCGCCACCUUCGCCACCUUCGCCUGCGCGGGCGCCCCGCAAGAGCGCUGGCCGCGCCCCGAGCCCGACGCCCCCGACGACGACCUGAACAGCGUGCUGGACUUCAUCCUCUCCAUGGGCGCCGACCCGGCCCCGGCCCCGGCUCCGGCCCCGUUGCUGGCGCCCGAGCUGCUGGCGGCGCCCGGCUGUACCCCGGGGCCCGCGCGCGUCAAGGCCGAGCCCCCCGACGGCGACCCCGGCGCCUACGGCCGCACCCCCGGCCCGAUGCUGGGCGCGCCCGAGUCGCCGCCGCUCAGCCCCGCCGGGGUCCCCUUUGCGCCGCCGCCCUUCGCCGCGCCGGGCUUCCCCGCGCCCCCCGCGCAUCCCGGGCUGCGCUUCCCGCCCGCACCCGCCGGCUUCGCGCGCUUCGAGGAUGCAGCCGCCGCACUACGCCUGGGUUCCGGGCCCCGCGCCCCGCUCACGCCGCCCGCGUCGCCGCUCGAGCUGUUGGAUGCGAAGCCCAAGCGCGGCCGCCGGGCCUGGCCCCGCAAACGCAGCGCCACGCACACCUGCAGCUACGCGGGCUGCGGCAAGACCUACACCAAGAGCUCGCACCUGAAGGCGCACCUGCGCACACACACAGGCGAGAAGCCUUACCACUGCAACUGGGAUGGCUGCGGCUGGAAGUUCGCGCGUUCCGACGAGCUCACGCGCCACUACCGCAAGCACACGGGCCACCGGCCGUUCCAGUGCCACCUGUGUGACCGCGCCUUCUCGCGCUCAGACCACCUGGCGCUACACAUGAAGCGGCACAUGUAGCAGCCCGGCCUGGCCCGGCGACGGCGACCGCGGCAGUUCCUCCUCCCCCCAUGACUGGUAUUUAUUGGACCCUAAGGACCGAGUUGGGCUGCGUGGCCGCAGAGGGGUCCCCCUUUUCCUUCCCUGAUGACGACGCCGCCGCAGAGCCAGCCCCAUCUGUGACCGAGGCCCGCAGGAGCAGACGCGACCCUCUUUUGACGAGUUUUGUUUUCAAAAUGGUGCAAUAAUUCCGUGUCGUCUCCUGGGACGGGUCUACACUAGAGGGCCGGUGAGCGGCCCUUGUCCGUACUGUCUGAUCCGUUUUAUAUGAUAUUGUACAUAGCGACUGUGACAGAUGUUAUUGUAUUACUGUAAAUACAGGGACAGGUGGGCGUUGGGAACGCCUGGCUGGAUUUUUUUUAUGAGACUUCGCUGUUUUUUUAAUUAAAAAUUUUGCAUCUUUGGAAAAAAAA